GUGAGGGGGGGAGGGAUACAUAUAGCGGGAGGGGAGGAUGCGCACUUCCUUUUCCUGCGGGAGCGGUCGGAGGGAGAGCAGCGUGGCGCGGCCUCUCCGCUGCCGGCCAUGGCUUGUACACGUCCGCUAAUCUCGGUGUACUCCGAAAAGGGGGAGGUGUCUGGCAAAAAUGUUACGAUGCCCGCAGUCUUCCGGGCUCCCAUCCGUCCAGACAUCGUUAACUUUGUUCACACCAACCUGCGCAAAAACAACAGACAACCUUAUGCCGUCAGUGAACUUGCAGGUCAUCAGACCAGUGCUGAGUCCUGGGGUACCGGCAGGGCUGUUGCCCGUAUUCCCCGGGUGAGGGGCGGUGGAACUCACCGCUCUGGCCAGGGUGCUUUUGGAAACAUGUGCCGAGGCGGUCGCAUGUUUGCGCCAACCAAGACUUGGCGCCGCUGGCACCGUAGAGUGAACACCACUCAGAAGCGCUAUGCCAUCUGCUCGGCUCUGGCGGCUUCUGCCCUGCCAGCCCUGGUCAUGUCGAAAGGACACCGAAUUGAGGAAAUCCCAGAACUUCCUCUGGUGGUCGAAGACAAGGUUGAGGGAUACAAGAAGACCAAGGAAGCCGUUCUCCUUCUCAAAAAGCUUAAGGCUUGGAACGACAUCAAAAAGGUGUACGCCUCUCAGCGUAUGCGUGCCGGGAAGGGGAAGAUGCGGAACCGUCGCCGUAUCCAGCGCCGGGGUCCCUGCAUCAUCUACAACGAGGACAAUGGGAUCAUCAAGGCCUUCAGGAAUAUCCCCGGAAUCACUCUGCUCAACGUGACCAAGCUAAACCUUUUGAGACUGGCCCCCGGGGGCCACGUGGGGAGGUUCUGCAUCUGGACUGAGAGCGCCUUCCGCAAGCUGGAUGACCUGUACGGGACGUGGCGCAAGGCGGCCACUCUGAAGAGCAACUACAACCUGCCAAUGCACAAGAUGACCAACACAGACCUUGGGAGGAUCCUGAAGAGCCCAGAGAUCCAGAAGGCUCUACGUGCUCCACGUAAGAAGAUCCAGCGUAGAGUUCUCAAGAAGAACCCGUUGAAGAACUUGAGGGUGAUGUUGAAGCUGAACCCGUACGCCAAGACUGUACGCCGUCACACCAUCCUCCGCCAAACCAGGAAUUAUAAAUUGAGAGAGAACAAAGCGGCGGGCAUCAAGAAAGCCGACGUAUACGCUAAGCUAAAGAGGCCCAUUAAAACUGGCUUGAAAAAGGGAGAAAAGCUGGCAGAGGGAAAGAAGCCCGUGACGGAAAAGAAGGCUGUAGUGGCCGGAAAGAAGCCCACAGGGGAGAAGAAGGCUGCGGCGGCCGAAAAGAAGCCUGCAGGAGAGAAGAAGGCAGCUGUGGCAGUAAAGAGGCCCGCAGGAGAGAAGGUGGCUCCGGUGGCCGAAAAGAGGCCCGCGGGAGAGAAGAAGGCUCCGGGGGCCGACAAGAAGCCCGCAGGAGAGAAGAAGGCUCCGGGGGCCGACAAGAAGCCCGCAGGAGAGAAGAAGGCUCCGGGGGCCGACAAGAAGCCCGCAGGAGAGAAGAAGGCUCCGGGGGCCGACAAGAAGCCCGCAGGAGAGAAGGGGGCUGCGGCUGCCGAGAAGAAGCCCGCAGGAGAGAAGAAGGCUCCGGGGGCCGACAAGAAGCCCGCAGGAGAGAAGGGGGCUGCGGCUGCCGAGAAGAAGCCCGCAGGAGAGAAGAAGGCUCCGGGGGCCGACAAGAAGCCCGCAGGAGAGAAGGGGGCUGCGGCUGCCGAGAAGAAGCCCGCAGGAGAGAAGGGGGCUGCGGCUGCCGAGAAGAAGCCCGCAGGAGAGAAGAAGGCUCCGGGGGCCGAAAAGAAGCCUGCAGGAGAGAAGGCUCUGGGGGCCGAGAAGAAGCCCGCAGGAGAGAAGAAGGCUGCAGCUGCCGACAAGAAGCCCGCAGGAGAGAAGGGGGCUGCGGCGGCCGAGAAGAAGCAGAAGCCCGCAGGAGAGAAGGGGGCUGCGGCGGCCGAGAAGAAGCCCGCAGGAGAGAAGGGAGCUGCCGCGGCCGAGAAGAAGCCCGGAGAGAAGGGAGCUGCCGCGGCCGAGAAGAAGCCUGCAGGAGAGAAGGGAGCUGCCGCGGCCGAGAAGAAGCAGAAGCCCGCAGGAGAGAAGGGGGCUGCCGCGGCCGAAAAGAAGCCCACAGGAGAGAAGGGGGCUGCCGCGGCCGAAAAGAAGCCCGCAGGAGAGAAGGGAGCUGCCGCGGCCGAGAAGAAGCAGAAGCCCGCAGGAGAGAAGGGGGCUGCCGCGGCCGAAAAGAAGCCUGCAGAAGAGAAAAAGGCAGCAGAAAAGAAGCCGGCCCCAGAAAAGAAGCCUUCCGCAUAAACACAAUUCAGUGUAAUUGCCACGGACCACAGUUCAUGGGGAAUAAAGAGGCUUCAAUAAUGGCAUUAA
Molecule: messenger RNA, 2421 nt
Organism: Ornithorhynchus anatinus (platypus)
Lineage: Eukaryota; Metazoa; Chordata; Mammalia; Monotremata; Ornithorhynchidae
Gene: RPL4
Product: ribosomal protein L4
Exons: 10
Coding region: 109-2352 (747 amino acids)
Biological process (GO): translation
Cellular component (GO): cytosolic large ribosomal subunit; ribosome
Molecular function (GO): RNA binding; structural constituent of ribosome
Source: RefSeq, a predicted model, not a curated record